Molecule: messenger RNA, 1336 nt
Organism: Zingiber officinale
Lineage: Eukaryota; Viridiplantae; Streptophyta; Magnoliopsida; Zingiberales; Zingiberaceae
Product: probable carboxylesterase 13
Exons: 1
Coding region: 193-1155 (320 amino acids)
Molecular function (GO): hydrolase activity
Source: RefSeq, a predicted model, not a curated record
CUACGUCUGAUCACAGACUCAGCGCCACUAAGGUCUUUCCUUUGAUCAUGUCUCCCUUCCUCACCAACUCAAAUUCCACUCGUCUUUGAUUACUUAGGGAACAAGUAAAAUAAAGCCUUGAGUUGAGCAUUAUACAGAAUACCUUAUUCCGGUUACCUAUUUCUGCUUGGGGUUUUUAUCGGCUCGACUUUGAUGGAUCCCGACGCCGAGAUCGCCUACGACUACUCCCCUUACCUUUACCUCUACAAGAGCGGCCGCGUCAAGCGCCUCAACCCUCCCGACCUCGUCCCCGCCUCCGCCACCGACUCCGUCGUCGUCUCCAGGGACGUCAUCGUUGACUCCACCACCGGCGUCUCCGCUCGCCUCUUCCUCCCCAACAACAUAAACGCCGAGACUAAGCUCCCUGUUCUCAUCUACCUCCACGGCGGCGGCUUCGUCAUUGGAUCUCCCUUCUCUUCCACCUACCAUGAUUUCGUUCACGCCCUCGUCGCCCACGCCCGCGUACUCGCCGUGUCCCUCGACUACCGCCUCGCCCCCGAGCACCCCCUUCCUGCCGCGUACGACGAUGCCCUGUCUGCCAUCCGCUGGGUCGCGUCCCACGCCGGAGGCAGUGGUCCGGAUUCCUGGCUCGCGGAACACGGCGAUCUCCGCCGGAUCUUCCUCGCAGGAGACAGCGCCGGUGCCAACAUCGCCCAUAAUGUCCUCCUCCAGAUCGGGGCUGGCGGAUUGGGCGGUGGCACCCGCGUUGAGGGCGUCGUUCUCAUCCACCCCUACUUCUGGGGCAAGCACCCGCUGGACGGCGAGAAAGCGAGCGUGGGGCUGCGGGAGUGGCUGGAGAGCUCAUGGGAAUUCGUGAGCGCCGGGGCGAUCGGGUUGGAGGACCCUCGUGCGGAUCCGUUGAAGGAGGCGGAAGAUCGGCUGAAGGCGAUGCCUUGCCGGCGGGCGCUUGUGGUGGUGGCGGAAAAUGACUUCUAUGCAGCUAUGGGACGGGCGUACUACGAGACGGUGCGGCGAAGCGGAUGGAGUGGGUCGGUGGAGCUGUACGUCACGAAGGGGGUGCAGCACGUGUUCCACCUGUGGACGCCGGAGUCGAGGAAGGCGGUGGAGAUGCGAAAAAAGAUCGCCGCCUUCUUCCAUGCCGACAAGCUGUUUUAGAAAUUUCCAUCAAAUAUUAUAAAACUUAAGGGUGGUUUUGUAAUGUUAUAAAAUAUUGAUAAAUUGCAUAUUAUGCUUGAGUCGAAGAUAAAUUAUAUGGCGGGGUGCAAAAGAGCCAAACUGAGCUUAUUUAUUUAUAUAAUUUUUAUUAUUAAAUGAAUAUUAAUAAAUUCUUAUCUAA